This is a messenger RNA of Ectocarpus siliculosus, 735 nucleotides long. The record is from the annotation of a GenBank genome assembly. Lineage: Eukaryota; Phaeophyceae; Ectocarpales; Ectocarpaceae.
GACGGAUGUGUAUUAAGAUCACGCUUUAACUUCCCGGACUGCCCCGCCAGCGCAAUGAGGAACUUCGUGGGGUCUGUUGUUGGCGUGACAUUGCUGGUGGUCUGUGCGAAAGGAUUCGUGCUGCCGGGGGUGGUGAGGGCAAGAUGUUCGGAGUGCACCCCAGCAGACGGGGGCCGCGUUGACGCAAAGACCGGCCCGAGAUCCCCAAGAACGACAGCGCUUUCCUACGUCUGCGGUGGCGAACGGCCUAGCAGCACCAGGCUGUUCGCUAAGGCAACCUACAAGAACUUCGAAGAUAUGCUUGAGAAGGAGCCUGGCGCACUCCUGGUCGACUUCUAUGCAACGUGGUGCGGGCCUUGCAGCAUGAUGUCGGACAACCUUGCCGUUGUCGGGCCGAAGAUGAAGGACGAGCUCAAGAUUUUUAAGAUUGACACGGACAAGUACCCGAAUCUGAUGAGCAAGUUCGGCGUGAACGGGCUACCAACCCUGGUCCUCUUCAAGGAGGGCAAGGAGUUAACGCGGAUGGAAGGCGUGAUGCCCGCCGAAAUGUUGAUACAAGAGCUCCGAUAUUUCCUGGGUGGAGCGGCGGCUGCGGCGACGGAGGGGGCGGCAGCGGCUAGUGGCGACAGUGACCAGGGAGGGGACGCAUGCACCCCACCUCCCCCGCCGCCGCCGUCACAAGAUGCCUGUGCGCCCCCGCCGCGGGAUGCGUGCCCCCCUCCCCCACAGAACUAA